Messenger RNA from Kwoniella shivajii, 1362 nucleotides. RefSeq lists its product as uncharacterized. Gene Ontology annotation, molecular function: 1-alkyl-2-acetylglycerophosphocholine esterase activity. The record is from RefSeq and is a predicted model, not a curated record. The transcript has 6 exons. NCBI's taxonomy places the organism in Eukaryota, Fungi, Basidiomycota, Tremellomycetes, Tremellales, Cryptococcaceae. The coding region runs from base 1 to 1362 and encodes 453 amino acids.
AUGACAGACAGUACGACAUCUCGACAACCGCCUGGAUCUACACCUGCCGCACCUAAAGUAUCUAACCCAUAUACUCACUCAAGAUUCGGAACUCUCUUCUCUCGACAAUUACCGAAUUACACCGGAUCUUAUCAAGUUGGAGUCUUAGAUGUUGAAUAUCCAAUUGAAAAUCAGACUAUAGGAAGUUUCAAACAUCGAAAAUUACAUACUUCUGGUCAAGCUGGAAUUGAAAUUGAUACUGUCCUUUUCAGUUUAUUUUAUCCAUGUCAAUUAGAUCAAACUCGUCCAGAUGGAACAGUAUGGUUUCCCAGGGCGUCCCCUACAGUUAACGGGUUCUUGAAAAUGGCAGGGAUUGAGAAUUCUUUGAUCCGGGCUUUAGCUUAUGUAGGAGCACUUUCAGCUGUUCAUGGAUUGACAUUCCCUUCUCAUCAACGAGCACCUAUACUUCCACCACCAUCAGAACUAGGAAAAUGGCCUUUGAUCAUAUUCUCACACGGAGUGGGAUGUUCCCGUCUGAUGUAUACACACAUAUGUGGUGAAUUGGCAAGUAGGGGAUACGUAGUUGCUGCUGUAGAACAUCGUGAUGGCACAGGACCAAGUGCCAAGAUCACAAGUGAAGAUGGGAAAGAAAGGGAUGUUGACUUCUUACGAUGGACAGAUCUCGACUGGCCAGAUCGUCCGGCAGAUGAUCAACCGAAAGAUGAUAAUACAUUGAGACAUGAUCAAUUGAAAAUACGUAUGGUGGAAAUGGAAAGCACCAUUGAUAUCAUACGGAAAAUCACAGAUGGGACUUUGGAAGAUGGUAAAGGUCGUUUAUUAGCAAGUAGGACUUUUGAUUGGAGUACUUGGAAAGGUUUGGUCGAAGUUGGGAAAGGAAAAGUUUGUUUGGCAGGUCACAGUUUUGGUGGAACAGCUGUUAUCGCUGCAGCUGCGAAUCCUCGUUUCGAUCCACAUUCGAUUAUAGCUCUUGAUCCUGCUGUAGAGAGACUUGAACCUUUUAACGGUACUAUCACUUGUCCUUUAUUAUCAGUGAAUUCGGAAGAGUUUGUCUUGUCAGAAGAUUAUCAAAGACUCAUUCGUAUAUCAAGAACGAUACAGAACGAAAAACACGUUUUUGCAAUUGCUGGAUCUACUCAUCCAUCAUUCUCUGAUGUGUUCUUGAUUACACCCAGUUUUGUCGGAUCAAUGACGGGACUUUCGGUACCUUCAUACACUGUAUUUCCACCGACUGUACAAGCAAUAGAAGCGUUCCUCAAUGACGGUAACGCAGGGACACUUGACUCUUUGGGCUCACCAAUCGAUGUCAUGUUAUCGAAACCUAUAGGUAAACCUGGUACUCUACUUCGUCAGGUCUUCUCAUGA